AUUGUUAGUAAACAUAGAUAAAUCUAGAACUUAGAAGGAGUUAGAAGUGGAAAUGAAGCCAGUGUAUGAAUGAAUUGGAAAAGCCUCAUAUGGAAGGAAAGGAAAACUAUUCAAAUGAAAAGGUUGUCAGAACAUUUGAUGAUACAGAAAACAGAAAAGCUCUCCAAGAAAUGAACCAAAGCUUUAAUUCUGGUGGAAGUGAAAGCCGUCCUUCUAAGAAAACUUACAGGAGGUGGUGUUUAGAAAGCUUUGACAUUGGGCGCCCCCUAGGAAGAGGCAAGUUUGGGAAUGUUUAUUUAGCAAGAGAGAAGAAAACUAAGUUCAUAGUUGCCUUGAAGGUAAUGAUCUUUAGUUUUUAA
Messenger RNA from Limulus polyphemus (Atlantic horseshoe crab), 359 nucleotides. RefSeq names its product aurora kinase-like. The transcript has 4 exons. The record is from RefSeq and is a predicted model, not a curated record. Lineage: Eukaryota; Metazoa; Arthropoda; Merostomata; Xiphosura; Limulidae. Gene Ontology annotation, molecular function: ATP binding; protein kinase activity. Gene Ontology annotation, cellular component: spindle microtubule; spindle midzone; chromosome passenger complex. Gene Ontology annotation, biological process: protein phosphorylation; mitotic spindle organization; regulation of cytokinesis. The coding region runs from base 66 to 359 and encodes 97 amino acids.